Molecule: messenger RNA, 1344 nt
Organism: Glarea lozoyensis ATCC 20868
Lineage: Eukaryota; Fungi; Ascomycota; Leotiomycetes; Helotiales; Helotiaceae
Exons: 7
Coding region: 1-1344 (447 amino acids)
Biological process (GO): transmembrane transport; monoatomic cation transport
Cellular component (GO): membrane
Molecular function (GO): monoatomic cation transmembrane transporter activity
Source: RefSeq, a predicted model, not a curated record
AUGGCAACACAAGGCGGCAACAACAUUUUGGCUGGGCCAACAUCAGACGAUAUACACCAGCUAUCUACUCCCAACACAGAGACAAUCUCUGCUGGAAGUCCUGCGCCACAGUCCCGAAGUGUAAUCGAUGAAGAAUUGGCAAUAUCACGUUCGGCUACAGCUUCCACCCAUCAUCACAACAUUUCAGACGAUCCAUAUGCGCUGCGAGGGUACAAACGAGAUGACGAAUCGAAUGACUCUUCACAGCCAACCACCUCAAAUCUUACUAGACGUAAAGGCAAGAAGGUGAAAAGGUACUACAACAGACAGAACGCUCUCAUUGAUGCGUAUCUCGGAAGUCAUGACGAAGAACAGCUUGAGGUUGAGGACACCCUCAAAAAUGGAGGCAAAGUCAAAUUCGCAGUCAACGCGAGUUUUGUUGUUAAUUUCUUCUUGUUUAUCAUUCAAAUGUAUGCAGCCAUAUCGACAGGCUCGCUGUCUCUGUUUGCGACUGCCGCAGAUGCAUUCAUGGAUCUUGUAAGCUCCAUCGUCAUGUUGAUCACAUCUCGACUCGCGGCAAAGCCAAAUAUUCAGAAGUUUCCUGUCGGUCGGAAAAGAGUUGAAACUGUGGGAAUCAUUUUGUUCUGUGCACUGAUGACUACGGUGUCCAUACAGUUGAUUAUUGAGUCCGUCAGAUCUCUUGUAAGGGGACCCUCAGAUGCCGAGGAAUUGCACAUUAUCCCAAUUGUUUUUGUAUCUGUGGCUAUAUUUUCCAAGGGUACACUAUUCGUCUAUUGUUUUAUCCUCCGACGUUAUCCUGCAGCCCGAAUUUUCAUGAUUGAUCAUCGUAACGACAUUGCCGUCAACCUUUUCGGUCUCAUAAUGUCCAUCGUUGGAACAAGAUUCGCGAAAGUCUGGUUCCUCGAUCCCACUGGUGCUAUAUGUAUUGCUGUCUUGAUUCUCUACUCGUGGUCAUCGACUGCAUUCGAGCAUAUGUGGUAUCUGGUAGGAAAGUCCGCACCCAGGGAGUUUCUCAACAAGCUGGUCUACGUUUCGGUAACCCACGAUAAGAGAAUUCAGAAGAUAGAAACCGCUCGUGCAUAUCAUGCGGGAGACAAGUUUUACGUCGAAGUAGACAUCAUCAUGUCCCAGGCGGAGACUUUGAAAGUCACUCAUGAUGUAUCGCAAACUCUUCAGCGGAAACUUGAAGGUCUUUCGGAUGUCGAGCGAGCCUUUGUGCAUGUCGAUUACGAGGACUCGCAUGACAUCGCGACAGAACACAAGGCAUUAUACGAAGUGAAGGUUGCCGAGACAAAAGUUCCAAUUGCAGAGCGAAUCAAGAACAAGUUCAAGCGGGAUUCUUGA